Zootermopsis nevadensis is the source of this 4395-nucleotide messenger RNA. It is a transcript of the gene glu, whose product is annotated as structural maintenance of chromosomes 4-like protein gluon. NCBI's taxonomy places the organism in Eukaryota, Metazoa, Arthropoda, Insecta, Blattodea, Termopsidae. Gene Ontology annotation, molecular function: protein binding; ATP hydrolysis activity; ATP binding. The record is from RefSeq and is a predicted model, not a curated record. Gene Ontology annotation, biological process: mitotic chromosome condensation. Gene Ontology annotation, cellular component: condensin complex; chromosome.
UCAAUGUACUACACUGUGACAUAUUAUGAUGAUGUUGACGACCGCUGCUGCUUAUUAUGCCAGUUUUGCACGUAUUCAUUUUAAUAUAUUGGAGCCCGCCAAUAUUUUUAAGUUCUUGUAUAAUGUGAAUGUUUGUGCAUAAUUACAAUUAAUCGCGAAAAUGUCACAGAAAAAGGAUAAAUUGAUCAGUAAUAAAGAUCAAGAAAGACAGCAUCAGGAUGACUUACUGGAAGGAAAUGAAUCACUGGAUGUAUCUGAAAUUCGUGAAGAGGAGGAUCCUUCAGAAGAUGAAGACGGGUUGAGGAUAGGAGAUAUUUAUAUCCCUCCACCCCCGAAACCAGUUUGUUCAAAUGAAACUAUUGGCCCAAGACUAAUUAUCACUCAUAUUGAAAACGAGAACUUCAAAAGUUACGCCGGCAAGCAGGUCCUUGGGCCUUUCCAUAAGUGUUUUACAUCAAUUGUUGGCCCAAAUGGCAGUGGGAAGAGCAAUGUCAUAGAUUCUAUGCUGUUUGUGUUUGGUUACCGAGCCAGCAAGAUCCGUUCAAAGAAGAUAUCUGUCCUGCUUCACAAUUCUGCACAACAUCAGAAUGUUCAAAGUUGCACUGUUGCAGUACACUUUCAGCAAAUCAUAGACAUACCUGGUUCAGAUGACUUUGAGUUCGUCCCAAACUCGAAGUUGGUUAUUGCUCGAACAGCUUUCAAGGACAACACAUCAUUGUACACUGUGAAUGGAUGCCGUGUGCAGUUCAAAGAAGUGGCAAAGCUACUUCGUAGUCAUGGCAUUGACUUGGAUCACAACCGGUUUCUGAUCCUGCAGGGUGAGGUGGAACAGAUAGCCAUGAUGAAGCCUAAGGCACCCAGUGAACAUGAGUCAGGCAUGCUGGAGUUUCUGGAGGAUAUAAUUGGCACUACAAGAUACAAGGAGCCUUUGGAGAAGAUAGUUUCACUGGUUGAGCAGUUGAAUGAAGAACGGAGUGAGAAGUUAAAUCGUGUGAAGAUUGUUGAGAAGGAGAAGGAAGCUUUGGAAGGACCAAUGAAAGAAGCAGUGGCAUAUGUGAAGGUUGAGAACGAGAUGGCCAAGACAAAGAAUGUUGUCUGCCAGAAAUACAUAUAUGAAAAUGAGCUUUGCGCUGAAGAGUUGGAGAAGAAGAAAAAAGCAAUUGAUGAUAGUACCAUUGAGCUGAGAAAACAGAUGAAGGAGGCUGUUGAUUCCAGGGAAGGGAAGAGCAAAGCUAUCAAGCAGUGUACUAAGGUUUUGGAGGAACUGAUGAAUAAGAAAGAUACAUUAACAGAGCAGUUUAAUAAGAUGAACCAGCAUCAUGUGGCAAUCAAAGCAAAUAUGUCACAAACCAAUAAGAAGAGAAAGAAUAUGAAGGAACUUCUUGUUGAUGAGAAAAGAAAAUUGAAUGAACUGGAGCUUGUGCCAGCAAAGAAUGAGCGUGAUAUUGCAGAGCUGACUGUUCGGGAAGAGAAACUCAGUAAGGAUCUGGAUAAAGAGAAAGCAGACAUGGAAAAAGCAAUGGCAGGGCUGAGAGCUGAAACACAGGAGCUGCAAGACAGUAAGGAGAAACUUCAGACCCAGCUCAUUGCACUUAAGAAGACAGUAGAUGAAACAAAGUCUGCUUAUGAUGUUGCCAAAGCAGAGUUGGAUCUGUAUAUGAGUACUGAGCAGAAAGAACGUACAAAACUGGAGCAAAUAAGAAGUAAUUAUGAGACUGCUUCAAAAACUGUGAAAGGAAGAAAGAAUGAAAUAGAAGAACUGACAACUGGAAUACCAGACACAGAAAAGAAGUUACAAGAGAUUCAGUUGGAACUGGCCCAAGUACAAAAAGAUGAAGCAUUAGUGUCAGCAGAACUGCGAUGUCAUAGGGCUCAGGUGGAAGAAACAAGGUCCUCAAUGCAGGCAAAUCGGUCACGUGGCCGUGUGCUCGACUCAUUGAUGGAACAGAAACGGCAAGGACACUUGCCUGGGAUAUUUGGAAGACUGGGAGAUUUAGGAGCUAUUGAUCAGAAGUAUGAUGUGGCUGUGUCCACUGCAUGUGGCCCACUGGACAACAUCGUUGUGGAUACUGUGGAUACAGGACAGCGGUGCAUUGAGUUUCUCAAGAGGAAUGACAUUGGACGAGCCACAUUCAUUGCUCUGGAGAAACAGGAACAUUUGCGUCACAAGUGCAUAACACCUAUCAGCUGUCCUGAGGGAGUGCCACGGUUGUUUGACCUGAUCAGGGUGGAAGAUGAAUGUGUACGGCCAGCAUUCUAUUACGCUUUAAGAGAUACCCUGGUAGCAAAUGAUCUGGACCAAGCUACAAGGAUAGCAUAUGGACGACAGAGGUUCCGAGUGGUAACAUUGGAUGGUCAACUGAUUGAACUUGCUGGAACUAUGAGUGGUGGUGGCAAGACAGUUUUGCGGGGUCGCAUGGGACAGUCUGUGGCAGUUACAGCUUCUGUUGGAACUCCCAGAAAGCUAGAUCAAAUGGAACAGAAACUGCAGCAUUUGGAGUCCCGUGCUAGGCAGCUUUGUACACGGCAGGUCUCAUUGGAAGACCAAGUGACCUUGUUGUCACAGCAAUUGCAGAAAAUGAGAAUGAAUUUGAACAAAUUUAAGAUGGAGAUUCAGUUUUCAGCUGAUCAACUUCCUGUUCUACAAAAUCAGCUGAAGCGGCAGGAGGAGAAAUUAAGAGAAGCUGCCCCUAAUCCAGCGCAUGUUAAGAAACUCACAGACAUUGUUUCUAAGGCUCAGGCAGAGUAUGAUGUUGCCACAGAGAAUGCAGGAGGAGUGGAGUCACAAGUUCAGGGUCUACAUAAGCAGAUCAUGGCUAUCACAGGGGGGCGUAUGAAAGCUGCCCAGAAGAAGGUGGAUGAUGUGUCUAAGAAUGUGGACAAAGUGAGGCAAGAGGUGACUAAGCUGAAAGUUGGCAUCAGAACUUCAGAAAGGAAUGCGAAGAAAUGUGUUGAAAAAAUAGAAAACAUGGAGCAAGAGAUAGAAGAGUGUGAGAAGAAAAUGUUAGGCAUGCAGAAGGAACAAGGAAAAAUUGAGUCAGAAGGACAGGUUAUACUGGACGAACUGAAAACUAUCUCGGACUCAGUGGUGUCAAAGGAAGAAGACAUGGUGAGUCUGAAAGAAGAGCUUGCUGAAAUCCAAAAGGAAGAAAAUAAAUUGAAAGCAGAGAAAUUAGAAGUUGACCAGAAGAUAGAUAACAUUAAUAAGAACAUCCAUGAGAAUAGAACAAAGAUACAUGCUCUCAGAAAACAGUUAAAUUCACUACAUCUUCAGGAAAUCCCUGGGGAAGAGUCAGUGGGGGAGCUCAAACAGCUAACAGAGGAAGAUCUAAAUCAAGUAGACAUCAAAGAAUUGCAGUACAAAGUGAGCUUGCUUGAGGACAGGUUGAGAUCGAGCCAGCCGAACAUGGCAGCCAUCAAAGAAUACAAACAGAAGGAGAAUCUGUACCUCCAGCGAGUAUCUGAACUAGAGCUGAGCACUGAAAGACGUAAUGAGAUGCGGAGGAACUACGACAUGGUGCGCAAGAAUCGCUUCAGUGAGUUUAUGCAUGGGUUUUCAGCUAUUACAUCUAAGCUGAAGGAGAUGUACCAAAUGAUCACACUGGGUGGAGAUGCAGAAUUGGAGCUUGUGGAUUCAUUGGAUCCCUUCAGUGAAGGAAUCAACUUCAGUGUCCGGCCACCUAAGAAGACAUGGAAGAUUAUCUCAAAUCUCUCUGGUGGUGAGAAGACGUUGUCUUCUCUCGCCCUCGUGUUUGCUCUCCACUAUUACAAACCAACACCUCUGUAUGUGAUGGACGAGAUUGACGCUGCCCUUGACUUUAAAAAUGUUUCUAUUGUGGGACAUUACAUCAAGGAAAGAACGAAGAAUGCUCAGUUCAUAAUCAUCUCUCUUCGUUCAAAUAUGUUUGAGUUGGCUGACCGACUGGUGGGCAUUUUUAAAACAUACAAUUGUACGCAUUCCAUAACCUUGAACCCGAUGUUGUACGGUAUGCCUGGUGACCAGGCUUGCCAACAGAUACAGAGACAGCCUUCUUCACAGGCGUCCAGUCAGGCACCUCAGACUCCUGCCGUAAGUGAUCUCGUUUCACCAGACAAAGAUCGCCGGAGAAAGAUACGAAGCAGAGAUAGCCAGUUCACUCAUAACACUGAAGUCAGUCGUACAUCACAUGUUUCUCAAGAGGAUAUAUCUGUUGCAGUCGGCGUCGCUACGGCUGAAUCGGACUCUCUAGAUGUCAGUAUGAGACUGGAAAAAUAACUGCAGUAGAAACAUUUAGGAAACCUCUGUUUUUAUAUGUUGUUUCAUUUUUUAUAUGGAAAUGAAGUUGGAAUAAUUCUGGAAAGAAUUUUUGUACCAUCAUUUUUUCUUCUGAAAUUAAAUUGUGUCGUAUCACAGGC